This is a messenger RNA of Malus domestica (apple), 690 nucleotides long. NCBI's taxonomy places the organism in Eukaryota, Viridiplantae, Streptophyta, Magnoliopsida, Rosales, Rosaceae. The record is from RefSeq and is a predicted model, not a curated record.
AUGGAGAGAAAUAACAAAGGGAAGAAAUCGAUGGAGGAAGGCCGGAAGGAUGAGAAGCAGCGAGGGGUUUGCUAUUUGGGUCGGAUUCCGCCGCGCAUGGAUCCGUCGACGCUUCGUCAGAUGCUCUCUCAGUACGGAGAGAUACAGAGGUGGGUUGAAUUUUCUGACAAAAGGGUUGCUAAGAGAGUUGCUAAUAUGUUAAAUGGUGAACAGAUAGGUGGGAAGAAGAGGUCGUCUUUCUACUAUGAUCUUUGGAAUAUCAAGUACUUGAGUAAAUUCAACUUACAAGAAGCCACUCGGGAGCAAAAACUAGCUUUAGAAAUUUCUGCUGCUAAGGAGCGUGAUUCUAUCUCACUAAAGUUGAGAAGUCCCAGGCAAAGGGCCGAAGAAGAUUCAGGGAGCAAUCCGGAUCUAUCUGAUAGCCAGCUGGAACAUCAGGUAAUUCACCGGUUCUGUCAGAAGAAACCUGUUGCAAAUAAUGCUGCAAAAACCAAAUCUCGGCUUUCUGGAGAUGUACUGUCAGCGAGCUUUGUACAACGAUUUUUGGUGGCUUCUGUGAUUUCAGAGUCUUUGUCUAGCUCGGAGACGAAGAGCAAUGAGAAGAGAUUGGUUCUGAAGUCUCCAUCUACCUUGGCUGAUCGUAUAUUAAAUUCUUAUAAACCAAAUGUUUCCGAGGAGUUUAGUCCAUAA